UGGACUCCUUCUCCCCAGGCCCCUGGACGGGAGUGUGAUGCCCCUCACCCUCCUGCUGCUGCUCUGGGGACCCCUGGCCCUGAUGGAGACCCGGGCGGGCUCCCACUCCCUGAGGUAUUUCUCCACCGCGAUGUCCCGGCCGGGGCCCAGGGAGCCCCGCUUCAUCGCGGUGGGCUACGUGGACGACACGCAGUUCGGGAGGUUCGACAGCGACUCUCCGGGCCAGAGUGCGGAGCUGCGGGCGCCCUGGGCGGGGCAGGUGGGGCAGGAGGACCUGGACCAGGAGACUCGGAUCCAAAGGAACAACGCGCAGUGGUUCGAAGCGCUCCUGAGGGACCUGCCCGGCCGCUACAACCAGAGCGAGGACGGGUCUCACACCCUCCAGAGCAUGUUUGGCUGUGAAGUGGGGCCCCACGGGAACCUCCUUGGCGGUUAUGAAAAGUUCGCCUACGACGGCGCGGAUUUCAUCUCCCUGAGCGAGGACCUGCGCUCCUGGACCCCCGCGGACCCGGUGGCUCAGAUCACCCAGCGCGCGUGGGAGGCGCAGGGGAGGGCUGAGCGCGUCAGGGGCUGUGUGCAGAGCAGGUGCUUGAUGUGGAUCCGCAGAUUCCUGGAGUCGGGGAAGGAGGUGCUGCAGGGCACAGAUCCCCCAAACACAGAGGUGACCCUCAACCUCACCUCUGACCAUGAGGUCACCCUGAAGUGCUGGGCCCUGGGCUUCUACCCUGCGGAGAUCACCCUGACCUGGCAGCGAGAUGGGGAGAACCUAACCCAGGACAUGGAGCUGGUGGACACCAGGCCUGGGGGGGAUGGAACCUUCCAGAAGUGGGCGGCUGUGAUGGUGCCUUCUGGAGAGGAGCAGAGUUACACGUGCCAUGUGCAGCAUGAGGGGCUGCUGGAGCCCCGAGUUCUGAGAUGGGUGCCCCUUCCUGAGUCCUCCAUCCCUACGGGGGGCAUCAUUGCUGGCCUGGUUCUCCUUGGAGCUGUGCUCACUGGAGCUGCAGUGGCUGCAGCUGUGAUGUGGAGGAAGAAGCGCUCAGGUGGACAAGGCUCCUAUUGCUUGCUUUCCACAGGUUGACAAGGCUCCUGUUAGCACUCAGGCUCCAGGUUUUGUUGUGUUCUCCCCUGGGAAGCAGCAGUUCCAAGGGCUAUGAAGUGUAUGUAGGCCCUAAAGGUGAGACCCUGGAGGACUCCAGUGGGGUGGAGGUUGAGGCAGAGAGUCUGGCCCUGGAUUAUGGGGAUGAUUUCAGGACAUCUUGAGAAUGCAGUGGUCUAUUGAUAAUGUUAACACUCAGGGUAUUCACCUGAAUUUCUUCAUAAUUAUUUUCUUUCAUGAUGUGAGACAGCCUUGUGUUGGUCUGAGUGUUACAGGAUUCCUUUGUCCCCACAUUUUGUGGCUUUAUGAUCCCCUGGUUUAAACCACUUCACACCUGUGAGAAUGGCCCAUUGUUUCCAAAAGAUCGGAAACAACCAGUGCUGGCAAGGAUGUGAAAAAAGGGGACAGUCCUGCAUUGUUUUUGGAUAUAGACUGAGCCAGCCCUUAUGGACACAGUGUUGAGGUUUCUUAAAAGAGUAAAUGUGGUUCUGCCAUUGGACCCAGCAAUUCCGCACUGAGGAUCUACUUACAGAGGAUAAAUACUCUCCUGUGAAGGGACCUGCACUCCCGUCACCACUGCAGCACUGUUUACAGUAGCCAAGCUGUGGACACCACCUAAAUACCUCCAAACAGGUGUCAAAUCAAGAAGAAGCUGUGAUUAUAUGUAUACAUAUGUGUACAUAUACAGGUGAUAUAUGUACCUGCAUAAUGAAAUAGCAUCCACGGUCAGAAAACACUGCGACAACGUGAAUGGAGGAGGGAUAAGUCAAAAGGAAAAAUAAAAAUAUUUAUAUAUGGACGUAGAGAAAGCAGACGAGGGGGCAAGAUUAAGCCAAACUUCAAAACUAACCCUUGAGCCCCGCCAGGCUGUGCCUAUUGCUGACCAGGGCUGCAGACCAGCCCAGGCUUCCUGGCCUGUCAGCACUGGGUGGUGGACUGACCCUUUCUAGUUUGGCAUCAGACUCAUUUGACAACAAAGACUGACUCCUGCUGACUGAGUCCCCCGUUGUGUCUUGUUGCACCUACAUGACCUCUGGAUAUCCCCAGCAUUUGCUGUUUCCUGGGUCUGAGAUGGAUCUUGUACUUGAUGCUGCAGAUUAUGACUUUUUUACAGCACUUAUAUAUCCACCACAUGGCCAGAAGGUGACAUCUUCUGACAAAUUAUUAUUCUCCUGAUAGUAACAAAUCUUGGUGCUUUUAUCCUUUAUUUUCUCUUUGCAACACUGAAUUAUUCUUUAUAAUUCCCUAAUGAAACAUCCACAAUUUUUUUUUCUAGAUUUAUUUAUUUAUUUAUACAAGCACUGGGUACAGUCAGAAGCGUGGGAGGGUGAGAGAAUUCACCAGAGCCAGAGCGGGGAGCAGGACAGGCAGAAGGACCGAAGUACACUGCUGAGGGAGGCAGCGGGCAGCAGGAGAGGUCUGCGCGCCAUGUGGGACCCUUGUUGGUGGCUGGGGAUCGAACUGGCACUGCAGGGGCUGUGGGCAGCUUCGCAGCCCAGCUCUCAACCGCUGCACUACCAGGGAGGCCCCUUCCACAAUUUUUUAAAAGUUCAUUUUUAACUUUUGUGUAGAAGAACUGGGGUGUAGGCCAGUGGUGUGGGAUAUGAGAGAAUUCACCAGAAACAGUGGGGUGCAGAACAGGCGGAUAUACUGAAAUAUACUGCUAAGGGGAGUAGUAGGCAAGACAGGAGAGGUCUGCUGCACCAUGUGGUGUAGCUCCCUGGCUGAGGAUCCACUCAGGCUCUUGUAGUGGACCUUCUGGGUGGUAGUGCUGAGACUUAACCCCUAGGCUACCGGAGAGGCCCAACACCCACAAAUUUUUUUUUUAAUGUGAAAAAGUUUUUAUUUUCCUUACAGAUGCUUUUUGCAUGUUAGAAGAAGACAUUAGUGCCCUACUUCAUUGGCUUAAUUCUGAUUCAAGAGAAAGAUAUGGUUAGUAAGGUGGGAGAAAUUAUUACAUCAUUGAAUCAUUAAUAAUCCCGAGGGAGAGAAAUGGAGACCAUCAGGCACAUAUCCUUAAUUUUUUUUUUUCCUAAGAUGUCAUUUAUUUUGUUUAGUAACUCUAGCUAUAGGAAACACAACAAAAUCCUACAGAGAGCUAUACUUCAGAAUGGAGAACUAUUUU
Molecule: messenger RNA, 3221 nt
Organism: Talpa occidentalis (Iberian mole)
Lineage: Eukaryota; Metazoa; Chordata; Mammalia; Eulipotyphla; Talpidae
Product: class I histocompatibility antigen, Gogo-C*0203 alpha chain-like
Exons: 7
Coding region: 38-1078 (346 amino acids)
Biological process (GO): antigen processing and presentation of endogenous peptide antigen via MHC class I via ER pathway, TAP-independent; positive regulation of T cell mediated cytotoxicity; immune response
Cellular component (GO): external side of plasma membrane
Molecular function (GO): signaling receptor binding; peptide antigen binding
Source: RefSeq, a predicted model, not a curated record